Sebastes umbrosus (honeycomb rockfish) is the source of this 2668-nucleotide messenger RNA. RefSeq names its product capping actin protein of muscle Z-line subunit alpha 1a (gene capza1a). The record is from RefSeq and is a predicted model, not a curated record. The transcript has 10 exons. Bases 111 to 968 code for a protein of 285 amino acids. Gene Ontology annotation, biological process: actin cytoskeleton organization; barbed-end actin filament capping. NCBI's taxonomy places the organism in Eukaryota, Metazoa, Chordata, Actinopteri, Perciformes, Sebastidae. Gene Ontology annotation, molecular function: actin filament binding. Gene Ontology annotation, cellular component: F-actin capping protein complex; actin cortical patch.
CCACAGGACACAGUGUUUUCCUGGUUGGUCUUGUGGCUGCGUUGGGAGGAGUCACACACAGACCUGGCAACACACCGACAGUCGCUUUGUUAACGCUUCAUUGAGCCAAGAUGGCAGAUUUCGACGAGCUCAGCAAUGAAGAGAAGGUGCGUAUCGCAGCUAAUUUUGUGAUGCACUCUCCUCCCGGAGAGUUCAAUGAAGUCUUCAAUGAUGUGCGAAUACUGCUCAACAAUGAUAAUCUUCUUAGAGAGGGCGCGGCUCAUGCCUUCGCCCAGUACAACAUGGAUCAGUUCACCCUUGCCAAAAUUGAUGGAUAUGAAGAUCAGGUCCUGAUAACGGAGCAUGGAGACCUGGGUAACGGCCGCUUCUUUGACCCUCACAACAAGAUCUCCUUCAAGUUUGACCACCUGAGAAAGGAAGCCAGCGACCCCCAGCCCCAUGAGGGCGAGGCGGCCCUCAGGUCUUGGAGAGACGCCUGCGAUUCUGCCCUGAGAGCCUACGUCAAGGAGCACUACCCCAGUGGAGUUUGCACCGUUUAUGGGAAAACAAUCGAUGGCCAGCAGACCAUUAUCGCUUGCAUCGAGGGUCAUCAGUUUGAGCCUAAAAACUUCUGGAACGGUCGCUGCCGAUCUGAAUGGAAGUUCAGUGUCUCGCAAUCUACAGCGCAGGUGGUUGGAGUCUUGAAAAUACAGGUGCAUUAUUAUGAGGAUGGAAACGUGCAGCUGGUCAGCCAUAAAGAUAUACAGGAAGCACUGACUGUUUCUAAUGAGAGCCAGACUGCAAAGGAGCUUGUGAAAAUCGUUGAGGAUGCAGAGAAUGAAUACCAGGUGGCCAUCAGUGAGAACUAUCAGACCAUGUCGGACACCACGUUCAAAGCCUUACGCAGACAGCUCCCAGUCACCCGCACCAAGAUUGACUGGAACAAGAUCCUCAGCUACAAGAUUGGCAAGGAGAUGCAGAGUGCUUAGAGGACCGAGGCUGUUUGGGUUUAUGAAAAAUUGGGGAGAAGCUGAUGCUCGCGCAAACAUGUGUGACGCAAUGUUACGUACUGUAUGUCCUGCUAAAAGAGACAUUUGUUUGGGGUUUUUAUAAGAGAAUGACAGCUUCCGUUAUGCACUACGAGGGGAUUGCCUUCAUUUUACAGUGACAUUGAGUGAUGUAACUGUCUCUCAUUUGCAAACAUAUUAUUUUUUAACAAAUAAUGCCUUUAGUAACACUGUGAAAGUUUGGGUUAUUCCCUGUCACUGUUAAACACACACAGUUUCUGAUCCCUCAGUGCUUCAAAAUGGACACAUUCUCCCAAAACCCCUCGACUUUUAUGUAGCAACUAAUUUACACUCCCUAUAUAACAUAACUGAUCUUCUUCAAGAGCUUCCAAUACCUUCCUAUAGUAUAGUUUUUUAUUAACAGAGGGUAAAUACUGUAUGCAAUUCGAUAUAUUAACUGAGAGACACUUGACGGCACCAAAUUACACAGUUUUAGUCUGAGAUCCCAUCAGUUUAUACUGUAUGUAUGCAUCCCUCUGGACGCAUGGUUGUAGCCAAAGCAUAAAUAUUAUUUUUCUUUUCCCAUUCACUGACCGUAUUUUGUCUUCGCCCUUGAAACUCUUUCAGUUCUCUUUGUUAUUGAGAGACAUUUUCGGUGAUAAUCCCUCUAUAACCCCCCCGGACUGAUAAAGUAUUGGUGUCCUCCUGCCAGCUGUUUGCCUUUAGCUUUUGCUAUAUUUUUAUACAAACUGUAAGUACAUUUAUUAUUCAUGAAAUAAAAAUAUGAUCUUCAAGCAAUUUGUGUUUUACAUCAUGUGUGGAGUUUAGAGAGCCUGGGCACCAAAUGUUCACGCUCUAACAUAUCUCUUUUUUUGGACUAAAUUUGACUUGUUUUGGGCAAAAAAACAAAAUUGACUGAAAUGUAAAUGUAUUCCCCACUAGACUUACAUACCUAACACCAGGUAAUUAAAAAUGAAGAUGAAUAAAUAACUGAAUAUAAUAGAAGCUCUAACUGAGUUUGGUUGGCAGCUUGUGAGAGUUUUCUUAGGUGGGUGGGGUUGUGCUGGGGGAAUUUGGACUAAUAAUCUCAGUAUUUUUAAAGUCCUGAAAUAUAUUUUGCUGUGUUGUUUGGCAGUGGCAUUAUUAAAAUAUGUAAAUUCAUCUGUGCAGACCAAAUUUCAUUGAGAUUUACUUGAAGCAUACACAGUAUGUGACUGAACACUGUGCAUUAUGAAUAUAACAUCUGUCCUGGUUUUAAGUUUCAUGUCCAUAACCAAGUAUGUAUUCUGCUGUUUCUAUGUGCACUGUGGACUUUGUGUGUCAGCACUUAGGUAGUUAAUAUUGUCAACUUCUAUCCCUAUUUAAUUUUAAUUGCAGCUGAAACAAUUAGAUUUAACAAUUGAUUUAUUGAUUAGUUGAUACAAGAGAAACAUAUUAUGCAUUAAUAUGAUCAUUUAUCAAGCAAAACAUCCAAAUUUUCAAAUGUGAAGAUUUAGCCUGCUGCUUUUCUGUGUGCAGAAAUACUGUGUGUGUCACUAGAAACUGAAUUUGAAUCCUUUAUAUUUCAAUUUGAAUAGCUCAACUUGAAUAAUUGCAUUGAAAAACUGAAUCUGAACAGCAUAAUUUGAAAUUGAACGUAUUAGUUUGGAACUGAAUUCCAAUAAACUUGAAACUGAAUGCAA